Messenger RNA from Perca flavescens (yellow perch), 700 nucleotides. RefSeq lists its product as uncharacterized. The transcript is spliced from 3 exons. NCBI's taxonomy places the organism in Eukaryota, Metazoa, Chordata, Actinopteri, Perciformes, Percidae. The record is from RefSeq and is a predicted model, not a curated record. Bases 23 to 700 code for a protein of 225 amino acids.
GAGUAAAUCGCCCAACCAAACAAUGGACAAAGGUAAAAGACAACGUUCAAAGAAUUUCAGUGACUUUGAAAGGACCCUUUUGAAGCAAAUUGUGUCAAACCACCAAAUUAUUGAGAACAAAGAGCAUGAUUCAGCAACAGAAAACAAGAAAAAGACUGCUUGGACUUCAAUUUGCAAUGAAUUUAACUCAAAUGAAAAAGUAAGCAACAGGACACCUCAGCAACUUCAGAUCCUGUGGAAAAACAUAAAAAUAAACUUAAAGAAGACAAAUGCUGUUGCACGUAGGGAGCCUUUCAAGGCUGGUGGUGGACCCCCAGAAAGGCCGGAGACCGAUGACCUAGGAGACUUGUUGACUUCGAUCAUUGAUAGCCAGCAGCCCCUGGAAGAUGAUCACCAGAGCUUGGAGGUCCUGAGACAGGAUGAAAGUCAGCCCAUUACAGCUGCAGCAGCCUGGAGAGAAGAUGGUGUCACUAAUUCUGGCCAGAUGAGAAGGACCAAGAGGCUGACCAUGCACGAGAAACUGGCCAUGGAAUUCCAUGAGCACAAAUUAACGUAUUUAAAAGAUAAACAUGAAAUGAAGAUGAAAAUAUUUCAUGUUGAGUUAGCCAUGAAGGAGGAAGAGAGAAACAUGAAGCAGCAGCAGUAUCAAUGUUCUACUGAAACCAGCACCAGUUCAGGGUCACGAUAUCUCAAUUUGUGA